GUCCGGCAGCCCCCGGGGGUCCUGCAGCCCACGCCGCCCCCCGAGGUGCUGGAGGGGGUGCUGAGCCGGCAGUUCGGGCCCCUGCCCCGCGCUGCCCCCAUCGCCCGCCUGCGCAGGGGGGCCCGCGGCGAGUACGAGCCCACCGGCGACCUGGCCGAGGUGCUGGAGCGGCGGCAGGCGGCCAAUGCCAAGGAGAGAGAGAGGAUCCGGAACCUGAACAGCGGCUUCUCCCGGCUCCGGACGUUGGUGCCGCUGGUGCCGCGGGACCGCAAGCCCAGCAAGGCCGACACGCUGCGGGCGGCAGCCCAGUACAUCCAACUGCUGAGGGGACUGCUCAGGGACUGCCAGCAGCUCGAUGCUGAUGCUGAGCAGCAGCUGGGGGACACUGGGGGGGUCCCACCGGGGGGGCCACCUGAGACUCGGCCUGGCAGUGCCCCCCCAUGUCCGUGGGGACCCCCUGUCCUGCCCCCCUGCCCUGGGGCGCUGCAGGAGAGCGGGGGGACGGUUUUUCCUGCCGUCCCCAAAAUUCCGGGGGGGCCCGCAGGGGACCCCCCCUACGGUCACGUUCAAGGCUCCAGAUCUCAUUCUUGGGGUCACAUUCCUGUCCCGGAGCCCUGCACCCCAUGAAGCCAGGACCCCAAAACGGGGUGCGGGGGGGGGCGUCCAUCACCCCUAAAACGCGGGGGGUAAGAGGGGUAGAGCUGUAAUUAAUUGCUCUAUGAAAUUGUAAUGAAUAAUCAUCUGCCUCUCCCCCCCAGGUGAGGGCUGAUUAGUGAUUGUUAAUAUAAAUCCCAAUUAAUUGCGUAAUAAAAGGAGGUCGCGGGGUGUCGGCGCUG
Chiroxiphia lanceolata (lance-tailed manakin) is the source of this 836-nucleotide messenger RNA. It is a transcript of the gene FIGLA, whose product is annotated as folliculogenesis specific bHLH transcription factor. The annotation marks the transcript as partial. Gene Ontology annotation, biological process: developmental process; regulation of transcription by RNA polymerase II. The transcript is spliced from 4 exons. NCBI's taxonomy places the organism in Eukaryota, Metazoa, Chordata, Aves, Passeriformes, Pipridae. The record is from RefSeq and is a predicted model, not a curated record. Gene Ontology annotation, molecular function: DNA-binding transcription factor activity, RNA polymerase II-specific; protein dimerization activity; RNA polymerase II transcription regulatory region sequence-specific DNA binding.